Molecule: messenger RNA, 168 nt
Organism: Coprinopsis cinerea okayama7#130
Lineage: Eukaryota; Fungi; Basidiomycota; Agaricomycetes; Agaricales; Psathyrellaceae
Exons: 1
Coding region: 1-168 (55 amino acids)
Source: RefSeq, a predicted model, not a curated record
AUGUUCGCAAUAUCGACAGCGGACAUCGGAUUGUCUAUCAAGCUCUCAACAACGGACCUAUGGGUCCUCCUGCAACUUCCACCCCAAUCCUCCAUCGACAAGAUGCCGCCAAAAGCAGUUUUGUUCGUGACGAACAAGUACGCCAAGUUCCUCUCCUAUCUGCCAUGA